Messenger RNA from Daphnia magna, 1813 nucleotides. Its product is annotated as purine nucleoside phosphorylase. Gene Ontology annotation, cellular component: cytoplasm. Bases 153 to 1241 code for a protein of 362 amino acids. Lineage: Eukaryota; Metazoa; Arthropoda; Branchiopoda; Diplostraca; Daphniidae. Gene Ontology annotation, molecular function: purine-nucleoside phosphorylase activity. The transcript is spliced from 7 exons. The record is from RefSeq and is a predicted model, not a curated record. Gene Ontology annotation, biological process: nucleoside metabolic process.
GUUUUGUUACCCCAGAGCCUCCCGCAAACAGCCUUAUAUAAAGCUUGGCAACCAAAACUCUCUAGUCACUUCACCAUUAGUUGCGGAAUCCACUAACAACGAUAUUCUUUGACUUUUUCAAAAGUUCUGAUUUGUUAAAAAUCAAGUGAAUUAUGGCGCCAGAACGAAGCCAAGAAACGGUCCCUCUUACCAACGGUAGCCUCAACACUAAUGGCCAUUACGUCGAACCGUUGAUAAAACAUCCUCUUCCCGAUAUCGACCGACCUGUUCCGCCGCCAACUCCAAUCACGGCUCAGGCUUCGGGUGGCGGUCGUGAAGUACUCGAAUUCGUUUUUCCCGGCGAUCCUCAUCCGUACACAUACGAGGUCAUCGAACAGAGUUCCCGCUUUCUACUGGAACGGACAAAACAUCGUCCACGAAUUGGAAUCAUCUGUGGCUCUGGACUUGGUGGUCUAGCGGAGUUAUUAAAAGAAAAGGAUGUUUUCCCAUAUGAAGAGAUCCCCAACUUUCCUGCGUCGACUGUUCCGGGGCAUGCUGGUCGCAUGGUAAUAGGGUUACUAGAAGAUGUACCCGUUAUAUGCAUGCAAGGGAGGUUCCAUUGCUACGAAGGAUAUGCGUUGUGGAAGUGUGCAAUGCCAGUCAGAGUGAUGAAACUAACGGGUGUGUCCCAUAUCAUCGUAACGAAUGCGGCUGGUGGACUUAACCCAGCAUAUAACGUUGGCGACAUCAUGCUACUCAAGGACCACAUUAAUAUGCAAGGAUUUGCCGGAGAUAGUCCUUUAAAAGGCCGCAAUGACGAAAGAUUUGGACCACGUUUCCCGGCCAUGAAUAAUUCUUACGACCAGCGCCUACGUCAAAUGGCUAAACAGGUUGCCAAAGAUAUUGGUAUUGAUCAAUAUAUACGUGAAGGCGUUUACGUCAUGUUGGGAGGACCGGCUUAUGAAACGGUAGCGGAACUGAGACUUUUGCGUAUGUUGGGCGUCGAUGCAGUCGGGAUGAGCACGGUUCCAGAGGUGAUGGUGGCGCGGCACUGCGGAAUGACUGUCUUUGCUUUCAGUCUUAUCACUAACGAAUGUAUCACAGACUAUGACGCACAAGGCGAAGCCAAUCACGAAGAGGUUAUCGAAACAGCUAACAAACGUCAAAAUGACUUGAAUCUUUUUGUUACACGCGUAGUCUCAUCCAUGGCUAAUGAAAUGCCACCCGUCAACGGGAAGAAUGGCUCGGUAGAUGAGAACUGAUAUUUUCCGACAUUCGAGUCGCAAAUUGCAGGCUGUCGUAGAAGAUUCAAUAUUAUUCUAUAUAUAUACAGUACAUACCCAAUUGCAACGCGACAUCAAAGCGAUUUUUUUUGGUGUAACAGUGCGGCAUUUUUUUUCUUUUUGUAAGACCUUUUUCAUGGUUAUCUAUGUUCAGAUGCUGAUAGCUCAUAAUCGUAUCUUCACGUCCAAUUUUGAACCCAAUAUUGAACUACGUAUAUUCUAGCCACACCUGUAUCUGUGCAAAAUUAAUAAGUUUAAUGUUUUUGGGAGAUGACCCACACCUUGAAUUGUUGUAAAUUCAUCGGUCGAACCUCCGAUGCUUUACUAUUCAUAAAUUAAAAAAAAAAAAAAAAAAAAUUGUCUCUUAAAACUUUUUCUCCAUAAGCAAGAUGAUAACUAUUUCUUUCGACGAACGUAAAAAAGAUUCAAAAUAAUUUUUCUUUUGUAGAUUCUAGAUAAAAAAUUUGAAAUUACGCAUAUGAAACAAAUAAACAACUUGGAAUAAUAAAUUGGAAUAAUAGUACUUCAUGAUUGGAAGGACUGACAAUGUA